AUGUUAUGUUUCAAUGUUAUUGUUGGUCAUGAUAUAAGUGUUAGUGCAAGUAAAUUUCGUUCUGGUUCGGGUGAACCUGUUGUUUAUAUUCUCAAUCGACUUGCUGAUGAUGCACUUAAAAAAAAUGGUUUUAAUUGGCGAUUACCCGAGAAACCUGAUGAAUUACCUGAUGCUGAUGAUUCCGGUCUUAAAGAUGAUGAUAAUGAAAUAGAUGUUAAUAAAAUUGAUGAAGAAAUGUUUAAUAGAGAUACUGAUGCUGAUGAAUAUGAAGAAGAUGAAGCUGUUAUUAAUAUGGCAACAUUAACAAAAUUAGGUUUAAAAUCAAGUUCAGUUGGUGCUGCUGCAAUAUCUGAACCUGAAAUUCGUCCGGAAUUAAUUAUGAAAUCAACAACAGAUGCAACAGAAUGGAAAUUAGAAGUUGAACGUAUUUUACCACAACUUAAAGUAACAUUUAAAGCAGAAAAUAAAGAUUGGCGUGCACGACAAGAACAAAGUUUAACAUAUAAAUCACAAAUUGCAAAUUCACUUAAAGAUGCUGAACAAAUGUUAACAAGAUUUCAUACAGAUAUUGCUAAAUCACUAGAAAAAAUAACAACACGUGAACAAUAUAUUAAUUCUCAAUUAAAUGAUUAUGUUCAUGAAUUUCAUCGACAACAAGAUUUAUUAGCACAAGCUAAACAACAUUAUCGUCAUUGUUCAUCAGGUAUUACAGAAAAAUCUCAACAAUUAGCUCAAAUUACAGCUGAAUUAGCACAAAUUAAAGAAGAAAUGGAAGAAACAGGACAAAAUGUUACAGAUGGAGGUCCUUUGGUUAAAAUAAAAAAAGCUAUUGAAGAAUUAAAUCGUGAUAUAAUUCGUGUUGAUGUUCGUAUAGCUGUAUUAGAACAUACUCUUAUGCAAUCAAAAGUACGUGAAAAAGAAGAAGCCAAUGAUGAGAAAGCUGAUUAUUUACUCAAUGAACCAGACUUUGAAUAA
Messenger RNA from Rotaria sordida, 975 nucleotides. The record is from the annotation of a GenBank genome assembly. NCBI's taxonomy places the organism in Eukaryota, Metazoa, Rotifera, Eurotatoria, Philodinida, Philodinidae.